CAUUUCUUGUCUACAUAGCAUUCUUACACAACUUUUUAAUACAUUUUUACACCUAGUCAGUACAUAUACUCACAAUAUAUUCACAAAUCCGUGGCCAGUGAUAUGGAGGAUGCCCCAGAAACCAAGCGAGUUCAGCUGCAGGACCUGCCGACUGAAGUAAUGCAGAUGGUUAUGGGUCACUUGGACCUAUACCGCCACAAGUUGCUACGGGAAGCUUCGGAGCAACUGAAACAGAUCAGCACGGCGUACAUAUUGCACCAUCACAAGCGCUAUGAGGCGGCCUAUCGGGAAGGACCUUCGGAGGCAGGCAGUAAAAGGAUCAUGCUGCAGAUCCUGCGCUCAACCAUCAGGCACUUCUCCGACGAAGAUAGCGAGUCGGACCUGGCCAUCAGUCUGCUGCACUUCCACGACAGGGAUACCGUUUUUUAUGGCGAGGCUGAUCAGCUGGGCAAGUUCCUCGCCCACUUCCUGUUCCUCAAGGAGCAAUCCUCCAACAAAUUCAGUGCUGAGCGCCUAAAACUUAGCCGCCUCCAUUACACAAUGACAGUUUUCAGCCUGCUGCGGCAAUUCCGGAACUUUAGGAUCCUGGGAUUUGGCAAAACCCUCUGGCACUGGAACGUGGAGGUUGAGUUGGCCAACACCUUCAUCGGAGUCAUCGACGAGGAAAGGGCCAGCUUCAACACCGUGGAGUCCCAACGACGCAUCUACUUCAUCUCCAUUCUGGCCGAGCUGCUCUUUCUCGAGAAGAUCAACAAAAACUAUGGUGGACAGAGAGGCUUCGAGGGCACCUUGUACACCUACAGCAUUCAACCAAACUCGAAUGCCAAUCGCAAUCCCCGGAUGUUCAUAAAGUUUAUAGUACAGGGUCCGCAGUUUCUCAUCGACUUCCUGCACGACCUUAUCAGCGGAAAGGCCGAUCCUCACAAGCCGUUUCACUUGCCACCGGGAACCGACUUUGCCAUCCGAGUUGAGACCAGGUGCAAGCGAGGGCCACAAUUUGUAUACUUUGGAAACUUGAACUUUAGUAUGUUGGGAUGGAGUGAACUGUCUGACUAAAAAGGUCUUAACAAAGAUGAUCAACAUAUUAGAGAAGGUGUAAUCUUUAGUGUACUGUCAAAUACAACAAAUAUUAAGUGUUUUGUA
Molecule: messenger RNA, 1143 nt
Organism: Drosophila teissieri
Lineage: Eukaryota; Metazoa; Arthropoda; Insecta; Diptera; Drosophilidae
Exons: 4
Coding region: 103-1056 (317 amino acids)
Source: RefSeq, a predicted model, not a curated record